UUUACAUACACAGAAAUACAUUGUGAAUGACAAAAUAAAUUUAAUUCUAAGACAUGAGCAAAAGAGAAGGUGAAGGGGGUGCCCGGAAAAGGAAAACAGAUUUCACAGAAGUUCAGAAAUCUGACGACCAUGACAAUGGUGCCCAGAUUUCUUCCCCUGUUAUAUCUGCAUUCAAAGUAUUUCAGCAGGAGCUUGACACCAAACAUGACAAAUAUGAACGACUGGUCAAGAUCAGUCGAGACAUAACAAUUGAGAGCAAAAGGACUAUUUUUCUGCUGCACAGAGUGACUAGUGUACCUAAUGCGGAGGAAGUGUUGCAUGAAGCGGACGUGAAGCUGGAUGGUGUGAGACAGAAGAUUGGGCUGAUAGCAGAGGAGCUGAGAGGGGAGGACCUGUAUCAGUUCCAUAGAGCGUUCACACCUGGGAUUCAGGAGUAUGUUGAGGCAGUGUCCUUCCAUCAUUUUAUCAGACAUCGUACUCUCAUCAGUCUGGAGGAGGUCAAUGCUCGGCUGGUGUUCAUGAGACACGAGAGGACAGACGCAAAGGGUUCAUCUGAAGGUUCAAGGUCAAGUCCAGCCGUCCUAACUUUUCAGGUCACGCCCACUGACUACCUGCUGGGUGUGGCUGACUUGACGGGCGAGCUUAUGCGUAUGUGCAUCAGCAGCGUCGGCAAUGGGGACAUGGACACACCCUUCAAACUCAGCGACUUUCUGCGCGAGAUUCAUGAUGGUUUUUCAUACAUCGGCAACACGGGACCCUACGAGGUCUCCAAGAAGCUCCACACCCUCCGUCAGAGCCUGGGCAAGGUGGAGGACGCCUGUUACACCCUGCGUGUUCGCGGCUCAGAGAUCCCCAAACACAUGCUGGCCGACGUUCUCUCCAGCAGGACGGCGAUCAUGGACCCGGAUGAAGGCGUGGUUUAGAUCAGUAUUUAUCUGUAAGGGCCAACAGUUGUCAGGACCCGGUGGACUACGCAUUUUUGUUCUGGUCCUCCACUGGAAGUAAAUGAAAUAUUCAGAUAAUAAUAGGUUGAUAAUUAGCUGAACCAAGCUGAAUCAGUGUGUCAGUGCAGGUUUAGGAGCUGUUAGAUCUUAAGGAAAAUAUUGAGAAACGUUGAUUUAGAUGUUAUGAGCCCAGUCUGUCCCAGUUCUAGUCCAGAGGUUCAGAAAUCACAGGGUUAGAUCGUCCUGCCCUCCUGUGCAUGCUGCUUGUAGCACAACAUGUUUCUCUACAAGUUCAUGUGGUGCAUGUGUUUGUGUUUUUUUUGUUUUGUUUUUUUUUACAGCUCAUUUAAUGUUGUGACAAAUUGUUUACUUAUUGUGGCAUUUUGUGACUCUUGGCUUGUUUCACAGUUGGUCCUGUUGGGUUCUGUUCUGUACGACUAGCAAAGGUUUGAUUACUGAAAACAUUUUGGCCUUUCACUAUUUAGAUUCUUAUUCUACCCAUAAGCCAGUAAAAUGUUCAUUUGAAUUGAAAGCAGCAUGAA
Messenger RNA from Chanos chanos (milkfish), 1486 nucleotides. RefSeq names its product translin-associated factor X (gene tsnax). NCBI's taxonomy places the organism in Eukaryota, Metazoa, Chordata, Actinopteri, Gonorynchiformes, Chanidae. The transcript has 6 exons. Gene Ontology annotation, molecular function: sequence-specific DNA binding. The record is from RefSeq and is a predicted model, not a curated record. The coding region runs from base 54 to 923 and encodes 289 amino acids.